Punica granatum (pomegranate) is the source of this 1566-nucleotide messenger RNA. The record is from RefSeq and is a predicted model, not a curated record. Lineage: Eukaryota; Viridiplantae; Streptophyta; Magnoliopsida; Myrtales; Lythraceae.
CCUUAAAAUAAAGAAGACACACAAAAGGUUAAACGACCUUUUCCACCUCUCUCUCACUCCGUUUUGCCUCUCGUUCCCUGGCAUCACCAUUCACCUCCCUAAAACCACCCAUUAACCUCUCUGCCUUCAUUAUCCAAAGCCAAACAACAACUAAAACCUCCGUUGCUCUGCUCUUACAGCACAUAGCUCACAUUGGCCAUGGUGGUGAUGGUGAUGAUGAUGUAGUCUCUGGUCUCUAAUCUCGCACCCCUGAUGAAAGCUCUGCCUUCUUUGCUUAUGAGCGAUUGCUCUGUUCCUUAGUGGGGUUCUUUUCUUUUCCCUUCUUUAGCAGAAACCACAGGGGAGUUCUCUUUCUGCUUUCUUCUCUCCAACCCUCAAAAAGGUUUGUUUCCAAAGAACCUGUCACCUGUCUUUUUACCACUUUUCCCAGUCAAAUACAUCCAUCGCCAGCAGCUUUAACGCAUCUAUCUAUAUAUAUACCCCCCAGAAGAUAUAUACAUAUAUAAUGGCGGUGGGUAGUUGCCAUUGAUGAUUGCUAACCCCUUCUUUGCCCCUGCAUCUAGCAAAGAUCUCUGCUUUUCUGUACUCAGUUUUAGCAGAGUCAGUUCUUCAGUUCAGAGCAGAGCAGCAUCCUCUAAUGGCACCAAAGGGCUGCAGAAUCAGCAGAAGAAGGUCCCCGAGAAGUUCAAGGACCACCUCAGCACCAUCGGCUGCUAAACCGAGACGGAACCGUCGCAAGAAGAGGCUCGGGAAGCCGAAGAACCAAGAAGUUCCCGCAGAUUCCCCAUCGACCUCGAUGUCUUCCUCCUGCACGAGCUCCUCCGGUAGCAACCCCGCUGGAACUGGGGGCAUCAGCUGCUCCACCCCGAAGGCUCGGAGAUACCGGAUACCAGCGAUCGAGACCUGCCCGCCCGCUCCGAAGAAGCAGAGGGUCGUGUCCAAGAACUGCUUCUUGCAGAGGAGGCCUAUCGCCUUCUUCGCUCACCCGGAUAUCGAGCUCUUCUUCAACUUCGCCUUUCGCGGUAUUUCGGUUUGAAGGGUCUUCUUUCUAUUUCCAUUUUUUUUUCUUUUUUUCUUUUUUCCUUUUUUGACCUAAUGGUCAUCGCUUCGGUUAACGUGAUGACCCCGCGAGGCUUUUCUCGGCCUCGGCCGAUGCUCGAGACAUGUGCAGCCUUCUCAUCAUGCACGGCUCGGGCGAAAUCGAAUAACCGAUAUGAUAAUUAGUACUAAGAUUGGAUUGAUGAGCCAUGUAGUUAGGGCUAGGGUUUGCUAGGAGAUGACACUAUAUAGUCAUUAAUUAGAUUAAAAUUUAGCUGGGAGGUCCAGCUAAAUUAAUUUUUGGAGUUAAUAAAACUCCAAAAUUAAUAUUUAGUUUUUUUUCCCCCUUUGCUGACUAUGUUGUGGGGAUUUGUGAGAGUGCAAAAUGUAGUGGGUUGGUUAGAUGUCUGUGGGUUUGUGAUUAUACGUAAUUAGCUUUUGUGCUUGUAAUUUAUCGGCUUUUGUUUGUCAAGUCAACCUGAGAAAGUAAAGGAUAUGACUUUUGAUCAAUCGAUUUGAUUAUGUUUA